AUGGAUACCCCGAUGGAUAUUCGACAGAGCCUCGCGGAGGCAUUCGCCAAGAAUCAGAACACCCAGCGCCUCAGCCACUUCUUCCAGACAUGCGAGUACCCAGUCGUUUUGGAGAAAGCGCUGCAGGUGGCCGGCGACACUCAGCCGUCGGCCCUCGCGUUCAUGUCGAUAAUGGAAGACAUGCUGAAGGUUAAGGAGAUGAAGGAGGAGGAGAUGAAGCAGCACAUGGGCCAGCUCAACGAGAGGAUCGGCAAUCAGAAGGAGACGAUCGAGAACAUGCAGAGGGAGGGGAACGCAGUGGCGGAGAGAGCCGACCGCUUGGCGGCCGAGAACGUCGGUCUUAUCGACGAGCUCCAGCAGACGACCGAGAAAUACAGAGGCCUGCAGGAACGCGUUCGCCUGCGCGCCGCCGACACCGAGGAUGACACGACCUGGAAGGACAUCAGCCUGCCCCACCCCGCGACGUUCAACGGCGAGGAGACCAACACGUCGAAAAGAACAGUCCAGUUUAACACCUGGAGUAACUCGAUCACCACGAGGUGGUACAUGCGCUCCAAUGAGUUCAAGACAGAGCUCCAGAAAAUCCUGUACGCCAAGUCAAUGCUGUCUGGCAUGGCUUACGCCUCAGUCAUGAACGGCGUGACGAACGUCCUGAGGAACCCGACCGACGACACCACCUGGCAGUGGAAAACAGGCCAGGACUUCAUCACAGCCCUGUCGAAGAAGUAUGCAACGCAUGACAUUGUUGCCGACGCAGAGAACAAGCUCACCGACCUUGUUCAGAAAGACAAGUACGUCGUAUUCUCGGAUUUCCUUACCGAGUUCGCAAACCUCACCGACAUCUGCGAGUGGGAUGAGGCCACCAAGGUUCGGGAGUUUAAAAAUAAGCUUUCGCAACGCCUCCGCGACGCGCUUGUCGUCCAAGUUAACCAGCCGCAACGUGAUGACUGGGCUGGCUGGGUGGAGCUGGCACAGAAGCUCGCCGUCAAUUUGGAGGGCGAGGCAUAUCGUCGUAAGCUCCAAGGCUACGGCAGCGGCGGCAAUGGCAACGACGACCGCGGCGCCAAGAAGGACAAGGGCCCCGAUGCCAUGGACGUCGAUGGUAUGAAGGUCUAUGGGAUGACUGAGCAGGAGAAGAGACGCCGGAUCUCGCAGGGUCUCUGCUUCCGAUGCGGCCAACACGGUCACAUCUCGUCCAGAUGCCCCAGCAAGGGCGACAACAACAGCCGUGGCGGCGGCAACAACGGCGGCAACGGCGGCGGCCGCGGUGGUAACCAACAGGGCCGAGGCAAUUACCAGGGCGGCAAUUAUCAAGGCGGCAACGAUGGUUACCAAUGUUACGACAACGGUGGCUACAACGGCGGCUACCAGGCCAACAACCAGCAAAGCUACGCCAACCAGAACCAAGGCCAAUACAAUCAGGGCCAGGGCCAGAACCGCGCCGACGGCAACCGCGGCGGUGGUUACGGCGGGAACCAGCAGCGCCCCCGCGGCGGCGGCGCACGCGUGCGUUUCAUGGACCAAGAGCUCGCCAACCGGAGACAGUACCAAGACGUCUCGACCCCGGGCUUCGUGGUGGGCGAGGUCCCCGACAACACCAACACCGAUUACUCGGCUUGUGCGCUGGGGAGCAGUGACAAAUCGAUUCUACUUUCUUCCUAUUUGGUAACAGACGAGCGCAAGAUUGAAUGUGUGGCCUUGGUCGAUUCAGGAUGUACGGGUAUGGGGUUCGUGGACUUCGCUUUCGCAACACGCAACCGACUGCCCAUGACCAGACUGAGGAGGAAGAAACCUCUCUACCUGGCGAACGGCGAGCUGUCGACAUGGAUUGAGUUCGACACGAUGCUUCAACUGUGGGUGGGCGAUCAUCGGGAGACCAUCAGUCUGUUCGUCACGACGCUGGCGCAGGAUAAUCCAGUUAUCCUGGGUUUUCCAUGGCUCGCAAAGCACGACCCGCAGAUCCAUUGGAGCACCCUGCAGCUGGACUUCGCAAACUGCGGGGAGCAGUGCUUCGGGAGGCGCCGUUUCCAUACAACAGUGGAGGACGCCGAGGAAGAUGGGGACGACACGGUGGUCGAAGACACCAGGACCAUCGACGAAAUCGCGCCCGAAGACAUCACGACCGAUGAUGACAAGGCGCCCGAGGCGCUGGCGAGCGCCAAAGGCAACGCCAAGAGACGUCGCAUCCGCCAGUGGAGGAGAGUGCUGGCUCGCAGGGAGGCGAUCGGUCCGAGCGGUCCACGAUGGACGUUCGCCCCUCCGGAAUACAGAGCGAUACUGAUCGACAACCGCACGCCAAAGUCGCCGCAGCCGAUCGAUGUGCGGGCGGGGAGUAGAAGACCACCCGCGAAACCGCAGCGAUCGCGCCCGACAGCCGCACCGCCACCGCGCGGGAAGGUCGACUGGGAGGACCUCAGCCUGUUGGGCGCGCCGAACUUCCUGAUGCUGUGCGGGCAACAGGGCGUUACGGUGAUGCGGACAUCGAUGGCCGAGCUGGAGCGAGCAGUGGAACAGGAACCGAACAUCCAUCUGCCAGCGCUACCAGAGGCGUUCUUCAAGGAUGUCCUCAGCGGUGCGUGCACGCCAGAGCAGGCGAAGGCAACGCUGCCAGCGGAAUUCCACGACUUUGUCGACGCGUUGAACGACGACGAAGCACUCAAGAAGAUCACAGAAGAAGACACACGCAAGUUUUUCGACAAGUCGAACCAACAGUCGCUGUCGCUGGAGGAGGUCAGACAGCGACUGCCAGCAACGUUCCAGGACCUGGCAGAGGCGUUCCUCGCGCGUGACGCAGACGUGUUACCCCCGCAUCGCUCAUACGACCACAGAAUUGAGCUAAUUCCAGGGAACAAAGUCCCAUAUUCGAAGAACCGGCCACUGUCACCCAUGGAGCUACGCGUCCUCAAGAGGUGGUUGGAUGACAACCUGGCGAAGGGCUUCAUUCGGCCGUCAAAGUCAUCCGCGGCAUCGCCGAUCUUGCUGGCACAGAAGCCAGGAGGCGGCAUCAGAAUUUGCGUCGACUACCGGGGUAUCAACAACCAUUCAACCGCGUGCGGGUGGCAGGAAGGAUGCGAGUGGCUGACGGCGUUCAUCACGAGGUUCGGCCUGUACGAGUCGCUGGUAACCCCUUUCGGGCUGCAAGGCGCGCCAGCGACGUUCCAGAACUACGUAAACGACACCCUGUACGAUAUACUGGAUGACUACGCCACCGCGUACCUCGACGACAUCGUGAUCUACUCGGGAACCCUGGAAGAGCAUACCAAGCAUGUACGGGAGGUGCUCAAACGGCUGAUUGACGCGGGCCUGCAGAUCGACAUCUCCAAGUGCGAGUUCUACACGAAAAAGACGAGAUACCUGGGCUUGAUCAUCACGCCAGGAGGCAUCGAAAUGGACCCAGAGAAGGUGAAAGCAGUCGCGGAAUGGGAUGCGCCCACCACGCGGAGGCAACUACAGCGGUUCCUCGGCUUCGCCAACUUCUACCGACGGUUCAUCCGCAAUUUCGCCGGCGAGGCGAAGCCAUUGUACGAGCUCACGAAACGAACCGUCGAUUGGAACUGGACGCCGCAAUGCGAAGAAGCGUUCCAGCGGCUGAAGCGAUGCUUCGUCACAGCGCCCGCGUUACGAAUUUACGACUGGGAGAAGCCAGCAGUGGUGGAAGUUGACGCAUCCGACUGGUCCGCGGGCGGCACGCUGUUGCAAGAAGGCGACGAUGGCGAGCUGUACCCCGUGGCGUAUUUCUCAGCGAAGCACUCGGCGGCCGAGUGCAAUUACGACAUCUACGACAAGGAGCUCUUGGCGGUUAUAAAGGCUCUGGAGGAGUGGCGCCCCGAGCUCGAGGGCGCCUCGCAGACGUUCAAAAUCAUCACUGACCACAAGAACCUCCAGACCUUCACUACGACCAAGCAGCUGUCACCACGCCACAUGCGCUGGUCAGAGUUCCUCUCGCGAUUCAAUUUCCAGAUCGUUUACCGACCGGGCACGGCCAACGCCAGAGCCGACGCGCUAAGCAGGAAGCCAGAGGAUAUGCCAAAGGAUGUCAAAGAUGACAGGCUGAAGAACAGAAAACGACCCCUGAUCAAACUGGAGAACUUCGACCCCGAGACGUUUGACGACCUCAAGCUGCUUACCCUCGAUACGUCGCGCCACGUUGACGAUGUCAUCGCCGAUAGCUACUCGAAGUCGUCAUUUAUGACGAAGGUGGUGGACACGCUGCGCCAACGCGUGGCACGGGCAUGGCCAACAGAGGUCAAGCAGCGUUUGAGGAUACCAUUUGCGGAGUGCCGGCUGGUGGGAGACCGAGUGUAUUACCGCGACAGGCUGAUGGUCGACCCCGACGACGCCGAACUACAUCUCCAACUCAUCCACCGCAUGCACGCAUCUGCGCCCGGCGGCCACCCCGGAAGAACGAAGACGAUAGAUCUGAUGAGCCGCGCCUACUGGUGGCCCGGAAUGACCGUGGCGACGAGGGCAUUCACCGACGCCUGCAAGCUUUGCGACACCACGAAGACCCCGAGGACGAAGCCGGCAGGGUUCCUCAAGCCCCUGCCAUUACCGCUGGCGCCGUGGCGGGACAUCUCAGUAGAUUAUAUCACGCCACUGCCCGCCUGCGUGAGGCACGGGAAGGAGUACAAGCAUGUCGUGGUGGUGGUGGACCGGCUCACGAAGAUGCGACACUUUAUCGCGACGGUUACGCUGGAGGCCGACGAGCUGGCGGAACGCUUUAUCGAGAAGGUCUACUCGCUCCACGGUCUACCAGAGACGAUCGUGUCGGACAGGGGCACUCAGUUCGUGUCAGCGUUCUGGAGAGCGCUGUCGGCACGGCUGGCCGUCACGCUGAGGCCGUCGUCCGCGUUCCACCCGCAAACGAAUGGCCAAACAGAGCGCAUCAACGCGGAAUUGGAACAGUAUUUGAGGCUGUACAUCGACUGGGCGCAGGAUGACUGGGUAGACUGGCUGCCGCUGGCAGAGUUCGCGGGCAAUAACAUGAUCUCGGAGACGACGGGCGUGUCACCUUUCUUCGCGAACUACGGCUUCAACCCGCGAAUGGGAGUCGAGCCGACCAAGCCACCCCCCCCCAACAUCUCAGAGUCGCAACGCAGGGAGUUUUUUCGCGCGUCAGAGAUCGCCGACCGAUUCAAGGCUAUACUGGACAUGGUGACGGCGUUGGCGCGGCAGGCGCAGAACCGUUACGAAGAGAACGCCAACCGCCACCGAGAGGAUGCGCCACGAUACCGCGUCGGCGACAAGGUUUUCCUCGACAUGCAGAACUACGAGACCGGAAGACCAAUGGCGAAGCUCGCCCCCCGUUUUGAAGGGCCAUUCGAGGUCACGAAGGCAUCGUCACACGCGGUGACGCUCAAACUACCCGCGAAUAUGAAGAUUUUCCCGACCUUUCACGUGUCACGCGUACGGCCGCAUCGGAAGGAGGGCAAGGAGGGCUUGCCGGGACAAGAGGAGGCAGAGGGCCACGUGAGGGCCAACGAGGGUCGUGUGGUCACGCGCACCGACGAGGGCGACGACGUCGUGGAGUGGAGGUUCGAGCGCAUUCUGGAUUACGGCAAGGCAAGCAAUGGAAGAUGGCAAUACUUCGUCAAAUGGCUCGGCCACGAUCAACCGACAUGGCAACCAGCGACUGACUUGCGAGGCUGCGACGACCAGAUAUGGGAGUUCCACGAUGCCCAUCCAGAGCUCCCGGGGCCACCGCAAUGGGUGCCAAAGAAGGGCAAGGAGAAGGAGACGGAGGAUACGGCGAAGCGCGGAGCUGGCGCUGGCGCAAGCAGGACAACCAGGGCAAGCGCGAGGGCGCGAGAGGGUCUGAGUAGUUGA
Molecule: messenger RNA, 5826 nt
Organism: Chaetomium globosum CBS 148.51
Lineage: Eukaryota; Fungi; Ascomycota; Sordariomycetes; Sordariales; Chaetomiaceae
Exons: 3
Coding region: 1-5826 (1941 amino acids)
Biological process (GO): DNA integration
Molecular function (GO): nucleic acid binding; zinc ion binding
Source: RefSeq, a predicted model, not a curated record